UACGAUAUGAUCCUCCUGCCCAAUCAGACCAAUCCAAACAAGAAACACUGGAAAUCUUGAGCCGCGUGCGCCAUUUUUCUUUUUCUACUCAUUUUGCCGACGCAGCCCGACAGCGUCCAGCGCGAACCGCCCACACGCGCCAGUCGCCGCCACCUACCGUCGCGUCAUCACCAUCACCGGUCAUCCAUCCUCAUCCUCCUCCAAGAACCCGGCAGAAUCAUCGCGAGAGCACCAUGUCCAAUCACGACGUGGCGUGGCCGUCAGCUUGAUUGAUCUUGAGCUGCAGCACGGGGAUUGGCUCGCUGUUAGUCUGUCUGUCGGACCAUCCAUCCCUCCAUGGCGCCGGAAGUGAAGGUGCCGCUGCUGGAGGGGAGGGGCGCGACGCCCGCGCAGACGCUGGGGAACAUCGUCGUGUCCAUCGUCGGCACCGGCGUGCUCGGCCUGCCCUUCGCCUUCCGCACCGCCGGCUGGCUCGCCGGCGCCCUCGGUGUCGCUGGUGCCGGUGCCGCUACAUUCUACUGCAUGCUCCUCCUCCUGGAUUGCAGGGACAAGCUGCGGGAGCAAGAAACAGAGGAGGACGGGCUCGGAGAUGAGCAGCGCCGCCAUGGCGAUGGCGGCAACUACACCUACGGGGACCUGGGGGAGCGAUGCUUCGGCCCCGUCGGCAGGCACUUCACGGAGGCCAUCAUCGUCCUCUGCCAGACCGGCGGCACCGUGGCGUACCUCGUCUUCAUCGGCCAGAACAUCAGCUCCGUGCUCCCCGCGCUCUCGCCGGCCACAGUCGUGCUGGCGUUCCUGCUGCCGGCCGAGGUUGCGCUCUCCUUCGUCCACUCCCUCUCCGCGCUCGCGCCCUUCAGCAUACUCGCCGACGCCUGCACCGUGCUGGCCGUGGCUGCCGUGGUCAAGGAGGACGUCGAGCUCCUGGUGGAGCGCGGGCGGCCGUUCGCCGAUCGGAGCGCGUUCGCGGGGCUAUGGGGCGUCCCGUUCGCCUGCGGCGUCGCCGUGUUCUGCUUCGAGGGGUUCUGCCUCACGCUGGCGCUGGAGGCGUCCAUGUCGAACAGAGCCAAGUUCAGGUCGGUGCUCCUCCAAGCCAUCGCCGGGGUCACGGUUGUGUACGUCGGCUUCGGCGUCUGCGGCUACCUGGCCUACGGCGACGCCACCCGAGACAUCGUCACCCUCAACCUCCCGAACAACUGGUCCACCGCCGCCGUCAAGGUGGUGCUGUGCGUCGCGCUGGCGCUCACGUUUGCGGUGAUGAUGCACCCGAUCCACGAGAUCGUGGAGUCGCGGCUGCUGGCGCCGGGCGGGUGGGCGCGGAGGCGCGGCGGCUUCGUGGAGCGGGCGGCGCUGCACCUGAGCCGCGUGGCGGUGGUGGCGGCGCUGGCCGCGAUAGCGUGCUUCGUGCCGGCGUUCGGGGAGUUCGCGGCGUUCGUGGGGAGCACGGUGUGCGCGCUGCUCUCCUUCGUGCUGCCGGCGCUCUUCCACCUCCGCGUCGUGGGGCCGACGGCGAGCACGUGGGCGCGCGCGGUGGACUACUUUUUCUUGCUCUCCGGCUUGGUGUUUGCCGGUCAUGGGAUGUACACGGUCUUGUCACCCCAGUGACAAUUCAAAAUGUUCAUCAAUUUA
This is a messenger RNA of Hordeum vulgare subsp. vulgare (domesticated barley), 1626 nucleotides long. RefSeq names its product amino acid transporter ANT1-like. Gene Ontology annotation, biological process: amino acid transmembrane transport. Gene Ontology annotation, cellular component: vacuolar membrane. The coding region runs from base 337 to 1602 and encodes 421 amino acids. The transcript has 2 exons. NCBI's taxonomy places the organism in Eukaryota, Viridiplantae, Streptophyta, Magnoliopsida, Poales, Poaceae. Gene Ontology annotation, molecular function: amino acid transmembrane transporter activity. The record is from RefSeq and is a predicted model, not a curated record.